AUCCAGUUAGUAAAAAUGGCCCGUACCAAGCAGACAGCUCGUAAAUCUACGGGUGGCAAAGCGCCCCGUAAACAGUUGGCCACUAAGGCUGCUCGUAAAAGUGCUCCGGCUACCGGUGGUGUUAAGAAACCCCAUCGUUACCGUCCCGGUACUGUUGCUCUUCGUGAGAUCCGUCGGUACCAAAAGUCAACGGAGCUGCUGAUCCGUAAGUUGCCAUUCCAGCGCUUGGUCAGAGAAAUCGCACAAGAUUUCAAGACUGACUUGCGUUUCCAGAGCUCGGCUGUUAUGGCGUUGCAGGAGGCAAGUGAAGCUUACCUCGUUGGUCUUUUUGAGGACACCAACUUGUGCGCCAUCCAUGCCAAGCGAGUUACCAUCAUGCCCAAGGAUAUACAGUUAGCCCGUCGUAUUCGUGGUGAACGUGCUUAGACAACUUCCCUCUGUAACCCAUCGGCCCUUUUCAGGGCCACUAACUUAAUGAAACGAAAUUCGCCUUUCACGUUCGUCAUCCAAUGGAAAAACGUACUGUAACAUGAUAUUCAAAAGUAAUACAUUUACACGAUUUGGGUCUUAA
Molecule: messenger RNA, 571 nt
Organism: Daphnia magna
Lineage: Eukaryota; Metazoa; Arthropoda; Branchiopoda; Diplostraca; Daphniidae
Product: histone H3
Cellular component (GO): nucleosome
Molecular function (GO): protein heterodimerization activity; DNA binding; structural constituent of chromatin
Source: RefSeq, a predicted model, not a curated record